UUCAUCUCCUCGGUUUCGCUUUUAGUUUUAGCCCUAGCAAACUCGCUAAAUCACUUGGAGAUUUGCUCCUCUUUAGUCUUUAAUGGGGUUCUUGAGCUGCUGAUCUCCUCCAUUUUAGCCACUCCUAUUCGUCUUUUUCUUCUUCUGUCGGGCUUGCUGUUUCGUUGGAGCUUCUGGCCUGCGUUGCUCCGUCAUUUUCCCCAGGUGAUCGUCGCUGAAAUUCAUCCAAUUUUGUUGGAUCAUCCCUCUGGGGUUGCGACAUUUGCUUCGUUUGAUUAGAUUUCGCCGAGUUUAUUGAUCUUCCCAAGCGUGUCAAGUUUCCGCUCUCUCUCUCUCUCUCUCUGCAUCUGGGCCCUUCUAGUCGCUAGUUUCUGUGGAAGAUUAGGGUUUGUGGAUCCCCAUAUCACCCCGUGAAUUAAGUUAUUCGAGGACUUGGCUACAUUUGAUAUAUGUUAUUUGCUGCAAUAACGCAUAUAUUCUGCUCGUAGAACGUAGAAAUCCAGAGAUUUUAAUUGGAGAAGAGAGAUCAGCUAAUUAUAACACGAUGAAGAGGGUAAAAAGCGAAUCUUUUAGCCCUAGGAGGUUCAAGUUGUCGCAUAUCUUGCUGGGUGUUGCUGGACUUUACUUGAUUUUUUUAGCGUCUAAGUUCCCGCAUUUCAUCAAGAUGGUAGCUACUUUGACCGGGGAUACUGAAUUGGAUGAUAAAGUAUCGUAUACGGACCAUGUAGAUUCGAGCAGAGCAUUGGUGAGUUCUUUCCAUAAAGACAGCUUCCAUCGUAGAUUAGAAGAUGAUGAGGACCAAAACGGGCCUUCUAUGCCAGAUAAAAUGCCAGUGGCAGAGAAGACAAGUGGAACAAAACCCAUAAAUCCACCCGAGUUUCGAUAUGGUCGAAUAACAGGAGAGAUUACGAGAAGUAGAAACAAAACCCUUCACACAUCACCGAUUGAGAGGAUGGCAGAUGAGGCUUGGACAUUGGGAUCCAAGGCUUGGGAAGAUGUGGAUAAGUUUGAUGUAACAAACAUUGAAGAGAUUUCCUUGUAUGAAGGUAAUAAUGAAUCGUGCCCGUCUUAUAUCUCGAUAACUGGAGAGGAGUUGGACAAGGCAGAAGGGGUCAUGUUUAUCCCUUGUGGUCUUGCUGCAAGUUCUUCUAUCACAAUUAUCGGUACCCCACAGAAUGCACAUAAAGAAUCUCUACCCCAGCUUUCAAGAUUGAAAAGAGGGGACGGAAUGGUUAUGGUUUCACAGUUUAUGGUUGAACUGCAAGGGCUGAAGGCAGUGGAUGGGGAGGAUCCCCCUAAGAUUCUCCAUUUGAAUCCUAGAAUAAAGGGUGAUUGGAGUCACAAGCCUGUAAUCGAACACAAUACAUGCUAUAGGAUGCAAUGGGGGACUGCCCAGAGAUGUGACGGUACCCCAUCCAAGAACGAGGUUGACAUGCUUGUUGAUGGAUCCCGAAGAUGUGAAAAAUGGAUGAGGAAUGACUUGGUAGACUCAAAAGAAUCCAAGACAACUUCUUGGUUCAAGCGUUUUAUUGGACGUGAACAGAAACCAGAAGUCACUUGGUCAUUCCCUUUCGCUGAAGGCAGGCUUUUUGUCCUAACUUUGCGAGCUGGCAUCGAUGGCUUCCAUAUAAACGUUGGAGGGAAGCAUGUGACUUCUUUCCCUUAUCGACUGGGAUUCACCCUCGAAGAUGCCACUGGGCUGGCCAUUAAAGGAGAUGUAGAUGUUCGUUCUAUCUAUGCUACUUCUCUUCCAACAUCUCAUCCAAGUUUCUCACCACAGAAAGCAUUAGAAUUUUCCCCAGUGUGGAAGGCUCCUCCUUUGCCAAGCAGACCUUUUCGUCUUUUUAUCGGGGUUCUAUCUGCAACUAACCAUUUUGCGGAGCGAAUGGCAGUAAGAAAGACAUGGAUGCAGCAUUCAGUUAUUAAAUCUUCGGAUGUAGUGGUCCGCUUCUUCGUUGCUCUUAAUCCAAGAAAGGAAGUGAAUGCAAUGCUGAAGAGGGAGGCUGAGUAUUUUGGAGAUAUUGUGAUUCUGCCUUUUAUGGAUCAUUACGAGCUUGUAGUUCUCAAAACAAUUGCCAUUUGUGAAUUUGGGGUUCAGAAUGUGACAGCUCCAUAUAUAAUGAAGUGUGAUGACGACAAUUUUGUCAGAAUAGAACCAAUUUUGAAAGAGAUCGAUAGAGUCCCUCCUGGAAAACCCUUUUAUAUGGGCAAUUUAAAUCUCCUGCAUCGUCCUCUGAGAACCGGAAAAUGGGCAGUUACAUGGGAGGAAUGGCCAGAAAAUGUGUAUCCACCUUAUGCAAAUGGACCUGGAUAUAUAAUAUCCAGCAACAUUGCUAAGUACAUUGUUUCUCAGAAUACAGAUCAAAAGCUGAGGCUUUUCAAGAUGGAAGAUGUAAGCAUGGGAAUGUGGGUGGAGCAAUUCAACUCUUCGAUGCCUGUUCAGUACUCUCAUAGCUGGAAGUUUUGUCAGUACGGUUGCACGCUAAACUAUUACACCGCGCAUUACCAAUCUCCUAGACAGAUGAUGUGCCUGUGGGACAAGUUGUUGAGAGGCCACGCUCAGUGUUGCAAUUUCAGAUGACAAAACAAGCAUCAGCCUGGUUGGUGACAUUACAGGAUUACUGGCUCGGCAUGGUAGAGACCCUUUUGUAAGUUCAUCCUUAAUGUUAAUGUUUGCCCUAGAAAGGUGAGUGUUGCAAUCUCUUGUUGUAAAUGGAUGUCAUGGAGAAUCGACAUAUCAGUCGAGAUUUAAGUAUAAAAGAUCGAGCUUUUCUCGAGAA
This is a messenger RNA of Tarenaya hassleriana, 2780 nucleotides long. RefSeq names its product hydroxyproline O-galactosyltransferase GALT2-like. Gene Ontology annotation, molecular function: carbohydrate binding; galactosyltransferase activity. The transcript has 7 exons. Lineage: Eukaryota; Viridiplantae; Streptophyta; Magnoliopsida; Brassicales; Cleomaceae. The coding region runs from base 545 to 2581 and encodes 678 amino acids. The record is from RefSeq and is a predicted model, not a curated record. Gene Ontology annotation, cellular component: Golgi membrane.